CAUUAUUGGCAUAGUGUGAUGAUUGAAAGUCAUUUUUUGAUGUCAGUGUUUUCAGUAAAAGAGUAGAUGUUUGCUAUUUAUUACAAAGCUUGGACGUAUUCUGGCACACUGGCAACAUACUAAUAGACUGCAAGCACAGUAGUGGCACUGAUGCCAUCAAACGUUUUUAUUCCGGAGCAUCCUACAUGGCAAUAACUACAAAUAAGGAGAGGAGACCAGAUAUCACACGAGUGCAAGUGGACGGUGUCUUAGUAUUACAAUGAUGGUGUGUGGUUCAGUUUUCGUUUCAAAUGUAUAUUGGACUAUGUUGAGGUAGUGUGGUUGUCACUGAUGGGCGUACUCGCGACUGACUCCGAGUAUAAAUUGUGUGUAUUUCACUUCCUCGUGUACAUGCAGUUUGUGGACAGACACUACAUUAGUCGUGUGCUGCAUUGCUGUCGUUCGGUCCAUUUGCAGCCUUUGGAAUGACUACCCACUGGUGGACGAUUGUGCUGGUGUGCUUUCGACUGAUGAAUAGCAUGGUAGACAUGAGAAGCACACGACAACAUGCACAAGGCCGAGUACUCGAAUGUCACUGUCGCAACAAGCCCUGUAACGCCACGAGAUACUGUAGCGGAAACUGCGACACAGGCUGGUAUGGAAACUACUGUCAAAAACAAAAUGUCGCGUUACAUGGCACAGCGACACAGAAGAGCACUUACAAUGUCAAUAAUAGUGACACAGAUAACAAGCAUGUAUAUUUCAAUGCUGGUUUGGCUCUUGACGGCAACACCAUUACAAGAUUCUACUCUCUGACAUGCGCACAUGCUGGACCCGAAAGAAACUCAUGGUGGAAUGUGGCACUAUCAAACGACCAUCAGAUAAAAUACAUCACAAUCUACAAUCGGGAGGAACAUGCAAACGCCCAGAGACGGAAAGGAAUGGAAGUUCAGGUGGGCGGGAAGCGAUGUUUCAAAUGGGACAAUACAUCUACUCCUGAUACCGUCUGGAAUGUUACCUGUAACAAAACUCUGACAGGAAGAAAUGUUACAAUAACAACUCCUUCAGCCUUUCUCAGCCUAUGUGAAGUACAAGUGUUUGUUUGUAGUGACUUCUGGUUUGGAAAAGAGUGCGACAAGCAGUGCAACUGUUUCAACGAGUCGGAGAUAUGUGACAAAGUAGAAGGUCAGUGCACAAGCGGAUGUCCACCAGGGUUUAAUGGAACAGAUUGUCUUCAAGAAUGUGUAAGUGGCACCUAUGGCUCGAACUGCACUUUCUCGUGUGGACACUGCGUGAACAACACCUUCUGUGACAGAACUGACGGCAUCUGUCCCCACGGCUGUGACGACGGGUGGACCGACGCUACAUGUGACAAGGCUUGCAAUGGCACAUAUGGUAAGAACUGUACGGAGGAAUGUGGACGCUGUAACGGAACUAGCUGCAACCACGUCGACGGCACCUGCCCCAACGGCUGUCUGUCGGGUUGGAAUGGAACGACGUGUCAUGAUCAGACUGAGCGUGAAGGUUUGGAUGACAAUGGCGGAACAUCUAUUUUUGGGAUGACCAAUCUCGUGGUUGGUGUGGCAUUGACUGUAGUAAUCAUCGUUGCUGUUGUUGUUGCUGUGAUAUUGCUGAAAAGGAGACAACUGAGAUCUGACAGUCACACAGCCCCAUAUGUUCCAGGUCAAGUGUUUAAUGUUGAGGAUGAGGACGAGGCGUUCUCUGUGGAGGUAGAAGUUGACUUUACUGAAGAUGAGGAUGCAACCUACUGCAACUGGGUCUCCCCCUAUGUCGUGCUGGAGAAACUGGCUCAGUACAUAAAAAGGAAACAAGAGGACGACACGUCCUUUGAAAAUGAAUACAAGAUGCUUCCGUACGGGAUCAGAGGCCACGUUGAAGAAGGAAAAAAGCCUGAAAACAAACCGAAAAAUAGAUUUGCUGCUUUGUACCCAUACGAUGAGUCGCGAGUGAUUCUUGAGAGCAGUGGAAAUGCUACAUCAGGCUAUAUCAACGCUAACUACAUUCAGGGCUUCCCUGAUGGUUCUAAAUACAUCGCCACACAAGGUCCUACGCCAGCGACAGUGGGGGACUUCUGGAGAAUGGUUUGGCAGCAGCGGGUGGGGAAAGUAGUCAUGGUGACACAGCUGAAGGAGAUGCAGAAGGUAAAGUGCGAGCGGUACUGGCCUGAGAAGGACAAAAACAAACAAUGCGGCGAUCUCACUAUAGGACUUGAAACCACGGUGACAAGGACUGACUACACGAUCAGGAAACUGACCGUGAAGAAUGCCAAGGGGUCAGAGACGAGAAGGGUCCUCCACUUCCAGUUCCUGACCUGGCCAGACCACGAUGUCCCAUCUGCUCCAGCUCUGGUCAGCUUCUGGAAGAGGAUCAAACAGCUGGACGGUGGAGAGGAGGGGCCGUUGCUGGUCCACUGCAGCGCUGGAGUGGGGCGGACGGGGACGUUCAUUGCUCUGGACUAUCUGAUGGACCAGGCUGAGGCAGAACACAGGGUGAACGUGUUCCAGUGUGUGUCAAGGAUGAGACAGGCCAGGAUGAACAUGGUCCAGACCGUGAAUCAAUUCGAGUUCGUCCAUCUGGCGGUUCUGGAAGCCCUGGAGAGUAGAGACACAUUCUACAAAAUGACUGAUUUUGAAAGCAUUUUCGGAAGUGAGAAAAGUGACAGCAAACAGCAAGACACAAGCUUGAAGAAGGAAUUUAAGUCAAUUCAAUCACAAAGACCACAACAGACGGAAAAAGCCAUUUCCGAUGCGAUGCUUCCAGAAAAUGUGUCCAAAAACAAGAACAAGGCCAUACUUCCAGGGAACAAGUCACGUCCUUAUUUAUCCACCCCAGUUGAAGGCUACAACAAUUACAUCAAUGCUGUCACUCUACCAUCCGUGAUGAGGUCCUCCAUGCUGAUCGCUACUCAGACGCCCAUGGAGAACACCGUGGUAGACUUCUGGAGACUGGUGCACGAUCACGACUGCUUCACCAUUGUGUGUCUGGAUGAUUCACAGGAUGUUGAGCGCCUAUACCCUGGCAGCAAGGGGGUCCUCCAAGCAGGUCCAUUCCACAUUCAGCAUGCCCAAGAAAGAAGUAGGGGAAGUUUAACAGAGAAGACCCUGAUGCUGACCAAUACUAAACAGCGACGAACUCCUCAGUCUGUCAAUGUCCUGAGCCUUAACUCUCUGCUUGUCUCAAUGUCGCCCGACACUGCUGGGCUGCUAGAGCUGGUCAACAGAGUGGAUACGACACUCAGUCAAGAUCAGCACAAAGUCCUCGUCCACUGUGCUGACGGUGCCCGGAUGUGUGGGGUGUUCUGCGGUGUCCUGAACACCAUCAGCAGAUUGAGGCUGGACUCUGUGGUGGACAUCUAUCUGACCAUCAGGGAGCUGCAGUUGGCCAGGCCACAGUUCAUACAGGCAUUCGCUGACUACAAGUACUGCUACGACUUGGCAAAGGAAUACAUCCGCUCAGAGAACGUCUAUGCCAACAUGGGACAACCUGCUUCUGAGCAGGGGACAUCGGGGACCUGUGCAUGAUUAUAUGUGACCGUGUGAUAACACACACAGUGUUAAUCAACGACCAGUGACAAAACACGAUUAUAAUCAACGACCGGUUGUAGCACAUGCUUAUAAUCAACGACCAGUGAGAACGCACGCAUUUAAGCAACGACCAGCGAGAACGCACGCAUUUAUGCAACGACCAGUGAGAACGCACGCAUUUAAGCAACGACCAGCGAGAACGCACGCAUUUAUACAACGACCAGUGAGAACGCACGCAUUUAAGCAACGACCAGCGAGAACGCACGCAUUUAUACAACGACCAGUGAGAACGCACGCAUUUAAGCAACGACCAGCGAGAACGCACGCAUUUAAGCAACGACCAGUGAGAACGCAUGCAUUUAAGCAACGACCAGUGAGAACGCACGCAUUUAAGCAACGACCAGUGAGAACGCACGCAUUUAAGCAACGACCAGUGAUAACGCACGCAUUUAAGCAACGACCAGUGAGAACGCACGCAUUUAAGCAACGACCUAUUCACAACAUACGUUUCUUUUUCUCGUUCGCCUACUUUGUUAUUUCUUCUUUUGCUAUGUCAUUAUGAUAUUGUCUGAUUUUUGUAUUAAUGUGCGGAAGGUAUUGCGUGGUUAUAUGUUGCUGUCAAGUAGGUUCAGAUUACUCAAAGGAAGGCUUAAAUUAAUGAAAUGUUUAAAUUAAUGAAAUGUUCAAAUUAAUAAAUGUAUCUGUAAAAGUAUAGCAUGAUACUUGCCAUGUGUAAUAUUAUACAAUGUUAUAUUAAUCAUGUUUUAAGUUUUAAGCUUUUAAUGCAAUUCAUAGUACAUGACACUAAACGUUAGAUCAUGGACCUAGCCCAGUUGGUAAAGUGUUAGGUUCGAAUCUACACACCAACAUUGACAUCACCACCACUACCACUACCACUACUACCACCACUACUAUGACCCGAUACUCCUUUUAUUGCAGGGGCGGUCGAGUAGCCUAGUGGUUAAAGCAUUCGAUCGUCACGCCGAAGACCCGGGUUCGAUUCCCGACAUGGGUACAAUGUGUGAAGCCCAUUUCUGGUGUCCCCCGCCGUGAUAUUGCUGGAAUAUUGCUAAAAGCGGCGUAAAACCAUACUCACUCACUCACUCACUCACUCACUCCUUUUAUAGCAAGUAAUUCGGUAACACGUGUAAUUAUACAUCAAUUAACCAUGUUUCAAUGGACAUGGAAAUGUUUUUCUAACAUCCCUUUGUCACUUACAGCUGUUGAAAUGUGUGAGGACAUUGUCUAGUGUUGAGGACUACCAUGUCUAUUGAAAUGUGUGAGGACAUUGUCUAGUGUUGAAGACUACCAUGUCUAUUGAAAUGUGUGAGGACACUGUCUAGUGUUGAAGACUACCAUGUCUAUUGAAAUGUGUGAGGACAUUGUCUAGUGUUGAGGACGACCAUGUCAAUGGGUGCGUCCAUACUUUACAGAAUCUAUAUCGCUGCCAUGUGUACGGUGGUUGUCAGCUAUCAGUGAAUAAUGCAGAUACAUUUUCCUGUUGAUUAUAUUCUAUUUGAUUUUACUCUACUGAAUAUAUCUUUUAUAUUGCCGUUCAUUGAGGCAAUGAUUUUACUCUACUGAAUAUAUCUUUUAUAUUGCCAUUCAUUGAGGCAAUGAUUUUACUCUACUGAAUAUAUCUUUUAUAUUGCCGUUCAUUGAGGCAAUUAUUUUACUCUACUGAAUAUAUCUUUUAUAUUGCCGUUCAUUGAGGCAAUGAUUUUACUCUACUGAAUAUAUCUUUUAUAUUGCCAUUCAUUGAGGCAAUUAUUUUACUCUACUGAAUAUAUCUUUUAUAUUGCCGUUCAUUGAGGCAAUGAUUUUACUCUACUGAAUAUAUCUUUUAUAAAGCCUUUCAUUGAGGCAAUAAUUUUACUCUACUGAAUAUAUCUUUUAUAUUGCCGUUCAUUGAGGCAAUGAUUUUACUCUACUGAAUAUAUCUUUUAUAUUGCCAUUCAUUGAGGCAAUGAUUUUACUCUACUGAAUAUAUCUUUUAUAUUGCCGUUCAUUGAGGCAAUGAUUUUACUCUACUGAAUAUAUCUUUUAUAUUGCCAUUCAUUGAGGCAAUAAUUUUACUCUACUGAAUAUAUCUUUUAUAUUGCCGUUCAUUGAGGCAAUGAUUUUACUCUACUGAAUAUAUCUUUUAUAUUGCCGUUCAUUGAGGCAAUGAUUUUACUCUACUGAUUAUAUCUUUUAUAUUGCCAUUC
Messenger RNA from Haliotis rufescens (red abalone), 5731 nucleotides. Its product is annotated as receptor-type tyrosine-protein phosphatase epsilon-like. Gene Ontology annotation, biological process: protein dephosphorylation. NCBI's taxonomy places the organism in Eukaryota, Metazoa, Mollusca, Gastropoda, Lepetellida, Haliotidae. Gene Ontology annotation, molecular function: protein tyrosine phosphatase activity. The transcript has 26 exons. The record is from RefSeq and is a predicted model, not a curated record. The coding region runs from base 465 to 3521 and encodes 1018 amino acids.